Molecule: messenger RNA, 2990 nt
Organism: Dipodomys ordii (Ord's kangaroo rat)
Lineage: Eukaryota; Metazoa; Chordata; Mammalia; Rodentia; Heteromyidae
Gene: Akap10
Product: A kinase (PRKA) anchor protein 10
Exons: 13
Coding region: 146-1399 (417 amino acids)
Biological process (GO): intracellular protein localization
Cellular component (GO): plasma membrane
Molecular function (GO): protein kinase A binding
Source: RefSeq, a predicted model, not a curated record
UCCGGACGGGCGGCUUGUUGAUAAUAUGGCGGCAGGAGCUGCCUGGGCAUCCCAAGGAGGCGGUGGAACCCACACCCGGAAGAAGGGUCUCUUUUCCGACUAGUGCCUGGCUCCUGCGGACCCGGAAGUCCGGGCCAGUUGCUGAAUGAGGGGAGCCGGACCUUCUCCGCGACAGUCCCCCCACACCCUCCGCCCCGACCGGGGCCCCGCCAUGUCCUUCUUCCGGCGGAAAGUGAAAGGCAAAGAACAAGAGAAGACCUCAGAUGUCACGUCCUCUAAAGGUGAGUGUAUAGAACAAGAUGCAGUGAAUACUUUUACCAAAUAUAUAUCUCCAGAUGCUGCUAAACCAAUUCCAAUUACAGAAGCAAUGAGAAAUGACAUUAUAGCAAAGAUUUGUGGAGAAGAUGGACAGGUAGAUCCCAACUGUUUCGUUCUGGCACAGGCCAUAGUCUUUAGUGCAAUGGAACAAGAGCACUUUAGUGAGUUUCUGCGAAGUCACCAUUUCUGUAAAUACCAGAUUGAAGUGCUGACCAGUGGAACUGUUUACCUGGCUGACAUUCUCUUCUGUGAGUCAGCCCUCUUUUAUUUCUCUGAGUAUAUGGAAAAAGAAGAUGCAGUGAAUAUCUUACAGUUCUGGUUGGCAGCAGAUAACUUCCAAUCUCAGCUUGCUGCCAAAAAGGGCCAGUAUGAUGGACAGGAGGCACAGAAUGAUGCCAUGAUUUUAUAUGACAAGUACUUCUCCCUCCAAGCCACACAUCCUCUUGGAUUUGAUGAUGUUGUGCGAUUAGAAAUUGAAUCCAAUAUCUGCAGGGAAGGUGGGCCACUCCCUAACUGCUUCACAACACCAUUACGUCAGGCCUGGACAACCAUGGAGAAGGUCUUUUUGCCUGGCUUUUUGUCCAGCAAUCUUUAUUAUAAGUAUUUAAAUGACCUCAUCCAUUCCGUUCGAGGAGAUGAAUUUCCUGGAGGGAAUGUUUCACUGGCUGCUCAUAGCUCUGUAGGCCUUCCAGAUGAGUCUCACUCGGGAGGUUCCGAUAGCUCCACCUCUCAGUCCAAUGUGAAAAAAGCCAGUAUUAAAAUUCUGAAAAAUUUUGAUGAAGCAAUAAUUGUGGAUGCUGCAAGUUUGGAUCCAGAAUCUUUAUAUCAACGGACAUAUGCAGGGAAGAUGACAUUUGGAAGAGUCAGUGACUUGGGGCAGUUCAUCCGAGAAUCUGAGCCUGAACCUGAUGUAAAGAAAUCAAAAGGCUCCAUGUUCUCACAAGCUAUGAAGAAGUGGGUACAAGGAAAUACUGAUGAGGCCCAAGAAGAGCUAGCUUGGAAGAUUGCUAAAAUGAUAGUCAGUGAUGUUAUGCAGCAGGCACACUAUGAUCAACCAUUAGAGAAGUCUACAAAGCUAUGACUCAAGACAACACAUAAGGAAAUCUGCUUUUGAAAAGAGAACUUUCUCCUUUGGUUGGAAUCUUCAACACAGCCAAUGAAAACAGAGCACUGUAUUCGAGUUCACUGGUAGAUCACUAUUGGUUCCAUGAAAGAAUAGGAGACAAUCCUAAAUUUCCACCAUAAUGCAGAGUAACAUAUAGACACAAAUGAUGCACAUGAUAUUCACACAGUGAGUCACAAAAAUACAAAGUGGUAUUGUUGACAUUAUUAGAAAUUUAAUAGUUUUCCAGUGGCCAGUAGUCCACUUAGGAUAGAGUUACCCACUGGGACAGGGACCACAUCUUGUGAGAGGUAGAUAAACACCAAGCUGGUAUUUGAUGCAAAUUCUUGUAGCAGGAAUCCUUUCCUGGCAGUAGCAGAAAAUACAUGGCAGAGGUGCUUGCUUUGUCUCCUAAAAUAACCAUUUCAGUUCUACCCACAAAAAGCCAGCCAGCUCCAAGUGGCAGUAUGGGGCCAGCAGCUUAGAAAAAGGUAAGGAUUCUUAUGUAGUGUACUGCACAGAGGCACAUAUUUAGAAGGAAACUGACAAGGCACAAGUCAAGCUUCAGUGACGUUAUCCUUCUCUUUGGAGGCAGUAUGCAAUUUUGACAUUAUACUUGCUUCUGAGAUGCAGUAUCAUUACAGUCUCUCCCCUGCUAACAAAAAGGGCAAAAUUUGUUUGAGCAUUAGACUUGUUCCUCUGGAAUUCUGCACUCCAGUUGCCGGGAAAUGCAAUGAUCACUCCAGUUUUUCCUUGAACAAAAUGGUUAUUUCCAGAUUGUACUUCAAAAAAAAAAUAAGAUAGGGAGAAAGGCCUCCCCCUUCUUUGCUAUGAAUGGGAAGUGUGCAGUUGGUCAUUUUCCUUUCUGUCUUCAUGACAGUAUGGGACACUUUCUCUCCUUCUGCUUAGUUGGCUUUGCUUCAGAAUUGCACAGCCAUGGUCAGGGCCUUCUAGUUGGCAAGCACAGUCCACCAAUCUUCUCUUAGGUGUUACUGCUUUUACUGAGACUUUACAAAAAUAAAAAUGAAUAUAUAUAUAUAUAUAUAAGUAUAUAAUUAUCACCUCUGUCCUUGAGAAAGUCUUGAAUGAAUAGAGAAUUUAUUCCGUUGCAAUAUUGAUUGUAUACAGGCACACCGUUUUAUCAACAGAAGAAACAAAAAGGCUGUGUAUAAGUUUUUGGUACUAUGUACCACCUCUGUUAUUCUUCUAAAGUUGAAGUAUUCAUGUACUUAAACAUUAUUCUAUUUAAUUGUGUUUGAUUUUAAAUAUAUAAAUAUGAAUUCUAUUUAAGAUGGUGUCAACUUUUUGCUUUCAGGGUAUCUGUGGUUCUUUGGUUGAAAUAUAUCGAUCUUUCCUAAUAAUAACACUUGCUUUACAAAAACCCGGAACAUGAGCCAUUUAGCCUUGUGUUCAGAAUGUAGGAAUAGGACUGAGGUUUUUAUUAGGUAUGUAUGUUGUGAUUAGCUCAUUUUGUUGUUUUAACAAAAUAUUUCUAUCCAUUUUACAUUGUUUCACACUUCAAAAAGAAAGCAAUAUAAAAGUCAGAGAAUAAAAUGUGGUUUGGAGUAAC